This is a messenger RNA of Zootoca vivipara (common lizard), 14655 nucleotides long. The record is from RefSeq and is a predicted model, not a curated record. NCBI's taxonomy places the organism in Eukaryota, Metazoa, Chordata, Lepidosauria, Squamata, Lacertidae.
AGAUAUUGGCGGCCUGAGAUAUAAAGAUUUAUAGCAAAACCAGCACUCUGAAUUGGGCUUGGAAGCAGUGCAGGUUUUUUUCAAGGGGGUACUCAAGGUACCGGCACCUCUUUUGCUGUUGUUAAAAAGUGUGGCACUUACCGUAACAACUUCAUGGUUUUGAACCUAUUUUUCUAAAACAAAAUAAAAAAAUAAAAGUGUACAGACAGCCAAUGUAGGUGUAACAGAUUUGGUAUUACAUGAUGUGUCCGUCUCAAACCUGUCAACAGUUAAUCAACUGCUCUAAUUGAAGCUUCCAAACUAUUUUCAAAGGCCAGUCUCAUGUACAGUACAGAGAGAAUAUAUUGUCCAAAGAGAGAGAUGUGCAAAGCACUGGGAUUCUGGCAGAUGGCCCAGGUACCUUUUUCUCUGUGACAGUGCAGCAGUUAUCAGGCAGAGGAGCUAUUGGUCUGAUCUUUGUUGUUUUCUUGCCUGCCUUAUACUGUCUUCCUCUGACCACCUGGACUGUUAUUUCUGGAAACUGAUUCGUACUCAUUCCGGAUUGCAGCAUUCACCUCUGAUACUCACCAUGGACUGUUUUCGGGUUUGGUUCUGUGUUCCCCAGCAGGCUGUUUGACCUGAUCAAGUAGUCCACAGCAAAAGUUUAGCAAGCGUAAAACUAAAGAAAUACCACUGGCUUUCUAAUUUAUGCGGUUUGGCAGUAAUCAACAAAAGUAUCAGUAUCAUUUUAUUUAUUAGUCACAUUACUCAUAAAAUGACUCAAAGUAACUUAUAAACACAAUAGAAAUACUGAAACCAAUUACAAUAAACACAGCCAAUAAAAUCCUAAAAGAACAAAUACAUCUAUAAAAAUAUAAGAUAGGUCUAGUACUGUAGAUCCUGCUCCACCAGAAGAUGCCACAAAGAUUUAAAAACCUUCCAUACUAAGGACCAAAGCCUUGGGUGAAAAUGAAAGUUUUUGCUUGGGCCUCAGAAUAACAAUUUCAGGGUCUGAAAUUGGCUCAUAUUCUGAGAGGUGGUCCUUGAGGACCUAUAAGGCUUCAUAGGUCAAAACAAUCACUUUGAAUUGAGCUGGAAACAAAUUAUUAGCCAGUGUAGUCAGGCUAGGGGUGGUUUUAUGUGCUCAGACUGUCUUGCCCCAGUGAGCACCCUGGCUGUUGACUUCUGUACCUUCUACAGCUUCUGACCAGUAAUCUACCCUAGAGGUUACCAGAGGAUAGGCAACAAAAGUUGGGUCAUCCUUGUCCAAAUAGCAUAGCUGGGCCACCAGUCAAGCAGAUAUCUUCCAAACCUGUUUGCAGUUAUUGGGCUUUUCUUCUAGGAACCCUUAAUAAAUUACCAGUGAACCUCAGGAGUGGUUAAGAUUUAGGUUCAAUUGGAGAUGAGAUAAGUUACUAUUGAAGUUCAACCAUGUCAUAACACAUAUGUUUUGUUUUGAGGUGGACUUCAGAAUGCACACCACUCAACAUCAGAAUUCAUUUGUGUUGCAUCCCUGGUACGCCAGGCUCUGCAACUUGCCUUAUUGUCCUAAAGAUCGCCAGUGUUCAUUGGCCACCCUUCUUCACUGGAAGUUUCAACAAUCACACAAGCUCAUCUAUUUUAUUGACUGGGGGAGAGGAAGUGGUUAAACAUAAUGACUGCUAUAUGACAAAACCAAACAAGAAACAUAUUUUAACAUGAUAGAGUGCCGUGCAGAGUCAUCACAGCCAUGGUGCAUAGCUCAAAGCUGGAAAGCAAACAGCUGCUGUAGCCUGAUUUGAGUUAAAAUAGUGUCAGUGUUUAGUCUGGCGCACUGCUUCAGGAGAGAUUGGCAGCUGGGUCAAACAAAGUCAUUCCAUUGGCUCCCUUCCCAGUAAGCUUCUGCUAGCAUUUAGGUGCCUGUGCAGCAGCCUAGGCCCUUUUCUCAGGGAUAGCCUAACAUCUAACCGCACCCUCUUUACUCUUUUUGUUUCUGGUGCUUUUUUUUUUUUAAAGGACUUUCCCUCUUUAAGAUAAAUCCAGCAUUAUGCAAUCUGCCAACAUUUGUGUAUUAAGAAUGUGUUCUGUCUUGAAAGCUGAUGCAUCCUGCUCUCAACGUGUGGUGCAGAAAGAAGUUUGUUACCGUGCUGGAUUAAUAAAAGGGGCCUUCAUGGGUUGUGAAAGAAUAUCUGUGUGCUUAGGCAGGAAACUUUUUGAUCCACAGAAAAGCCAGACGACAUCUAGUGCUGUGAAAAAUUAAAAUGGAAAAGAAAACCGAAGAACUGGAUCAUGUAAGAACUGAAUGAAGGUAAUACAAUGUUAAACACAUAUGUGAAUAUUUUCAUAUUUGAAUCAUGUUCUUAAAGCAUUUUUAACAAUUAGCAUUUAAUUUUAAUUGAAUAAUACCUCUUAAAAUAUUGAUAUGAUUACUGAAAAAAGUGCAGUUAAACUGGCUUUACUGUUCCUUGACAUUUUCCUUUCAAAUAUCUUGGUUUCAUUUACCACAGAGAGAGUAUUAUCAAUGAAGGGAAACAAGUUAGAAUUACCUAAUUAAUGUAACUAAACUAACAACAGGUGUGCUAUAGAAUGGACUUUGGGGGGAUCCAGCAUAUAUUUCACACUCAUCUGUAUGGUAUGGUAAAUGUCUGGUCAAACUUUUCCAUGGCACUCCCCUAAAAUAAAUGUAUAACUGCAAAGCUGACCUCCAUAUUCAUAAUUAUGCUGUUUAAAAUACGAUUUUAAGAAUUUAAGGAUAAACAUUUCUGGGAAGAUUAAUUAUUUGGAUUAAGUUACAAAUAUUUUUAAAGCAGCAUUGUUGCUAGAUGCUCAUUUCUGAAGUGGGAAAUACAAAUAGAAUUUCUUUUGAGUAAUGACUAAAAUGCCAAAUAACUUCAGUUACUGGCCUGCAAUUUCUGAAACUUAGAUGCAAGUUACUUGCCCCCAAACGACAAUAUAUCCAACCACUGACAUUUGGGUCAUUCUAAACAUUUAGUGCUAGAACACUUUUCAUAUUAAAUUACCAAUGAAUAAAAACAUUUUGAGCCUGGUUCGUAAGCUUUAAUGCUAAAGAGAACAACAUUUUGAUUGAUUAAUACCAAUACAGCUACUUUUUGGAUUAAUCAACGGAAGACAUUGACUUAAAGCUAUAGUGUAGAUGGUGUUUAUUUAUUUUUAUUUUUAUUUUUAAAAAAGGAUAGAGCACCUCUGUCCUAAAAAAUAUCUAUGCUAUGUAGGUUUUUUAGUUAAAAUAAUGGUAAUUACGUUUAUGCAAGACGCGUAGAGGAUAAUUCCUUCAGGAUGCAAUCUUUACCGAAGAUUGAAUCCCAUUAAUUCAGGGGAACUUACUUCAAAGUAGACAUGGAUAGGAUAGGAUUGUCAGAUAACCUGUUGAUACUUCAGAAAGGCUGCUUCCAGAUGUUGCAGAAGGCCUCAUAACUUGAUUAAAUAAAAACUAGGAUAAUCUAUUAAUAGCCACAAGAGGAGAAUUUUUUUACAUUUGUCAUUGUUGUUCGGGUAAACAUUUAUGAAAUUUUGAGUAAAUAUACUCUACCGAAACACAAACAAUACAAAGUUUGCAGUAUGCUGGUACUUUUACUUGGAGCAGAUGUGUUUUGAUUCUUGGACAUAAUGUCUUUUCAGAUUCAGUGGCUGGAUUUUCAUUGUUUGUAACAUAUCGUUCAUUCAUUAGGAAUCAUAUUAAAUCUGCAUAGUUUCCCUCCCUCCUCCUAUUUGGUUUACGAAAUUUGAGAUGCUAUUAUUUUGAUAGCUCAAAACCCACUUGAAUUUGCUCCCAUAUAACUGUGUAUCUGUUAAGUGUAGUUUUUGAACAUUCAAACUGUUUCUUAUCUUUCCCUUAAUGUGCAUUUGGAAGUUGUUUGUCAACAUAAAUGCUUAGCAAUGAUUUGUUCUAACUUGCUCCCACACUGCUUAAUCUGAAAGAUGAUGCCAGUUGGCAUAAACCCGUAGAUCCGAUCUUGUGGUGAAGUGUACUGCACAAGCUCGCUUCUAUGGGUCUGUGUCAGUCUGGUGAUCUGACCCAAAUAUAUAUAUAGUCACAACUUGGGGUAACAAAAGACUGAUUUUUGAGCAACUAUUGUCAAACAGAAUGGAUGUUCUUUAUUCAAAUUUAUAUUUUGGUUUUAGCAUUGUCAUCAUUGAACAUAUGAAGGAGAAAUUUUCUAUCUUACUAUUUUUCUGUUUUGUGUUUUUAGCACUUCAAAGCAGAAUACAUUUAAAUUCACAAUACAUUUCCAGAAAAGAGUAUGGAAAAUGGGCAACGAUUAAGAGCAGUGGCUGUGAUCAAGGGAGAAGUCAAAAGACCAUUUGGCUUCCUGAUUGUCACCUAUGGAAGUUGAAGUUGCCCAGGAAUAUUGGAUUGACUAUUCCAUAGCUCAGGCAUGUCGAAAGUCCAUUUAAUCCAGUCCCCAUAGCAGUAUAUGUCCUGGGGUAAAAUCCUAAAAAGAGCUCAACAACUUUGGGGUAAAAUUGUAAAAAGGCUCAACAACUUUGGUCAGCCCUCACACAUGUUCACUUCAUCAAAUCUGGCCCUCUUUGAAAAAAGUUUGGGCACCCCUGCCAUAGCUAGUAACAAGAAACCAUGUGUGUACAUGGUUGUGGCAGUUGGGCUCAAUCCUGCAAAUACUUCCAAGCAUACCUGCCAAGUUGCUGUCAGAGAAAUAAGGGACCGGGCCGGAAAUAGCAGACCGGAAGUAGCGCUGCCGCCAUUUUGGAACUGGGCGGAGCAUGCACAGAAGUGACUUUUGAUGCUGCUUUUCCCAGUUCCAAAAUGGCCGCUGCGGCAGAAGUCGCACUGCAGCCAUUUUGGAACUGGGCAGAGCAACAUCAAAAGUCGCUUCUGAGCAUGCUCCGCCCAGUUCCAAAAUGGCCGCCGCGCCAGAAUAAACCAGAGGAAAACAAAAAAAUCCGUUUUUUCAGCUAGGAACAGCUGGAAAAACGGGGAUUUCCCGGGGGAAACGGGAAACUUGGCAGCUAUGCUUCCAAGUGAUUAAAUCCCAGGAGGAUUUAUAAACUCAGAAAAUAAGGGUUGUUUGCACAAUAUAGAAAAACAUCUCUGUGUGUGUUUCCAGUAAAGUGUGAAAACCAUAAAGUUUGAAUUGUUUGCUCACAUGUAAACAAAUACUGAGGGAAGUAAUUGGCUAAUAGAUAUGCUACUUAUUCCUUUAAAAAGAAGCACAAGGAAAUACCAGGAAUAGCAUCUGGAAUCUUCUGCAUGCCAAACAUGUGCUCUAGCGGUGUGGUAUGGUUUAGCUAUUACCCUCAUUAUAAUGGUGUUCACCAUGGGAUACUUGUGGCAAGCACCACUUUUCUCUGUAACAUGAAUGGCCUCAAAAACAUUACUUACAGGGUGAAACAAUUUAAGUGCAUUUGCUUGAUAUGUGUGUACUAGGGGAAACUCACAUGGAUGUUCAGUAUGCCCUCAUGGUUUGAAAGAGGGUUGCUUAUUCUGUGGAAACACACACAAUAUCAACAGGACAGAAGCAAACUCCUCAGUGAUCCUUCCAUGUUCAUAUUAAACAGGAUGGAAACUGAUUAACGGUAAGUGUCUGCCAUAUUUGAAAGAGAUGCAGAAGAUCAGAAGAAGACAUUGGAAGCUGUGUGCAUCCGGGUUGAGGUAGUAGGUUGUAUGGUUUAGAGUUACACCCUGGGAGUUAACUGUACAACCUUCUAGCUUUCCUUGGAGCACACUUGAACCAUCGAGGAAUUCGUCAUCUUUUAAAUCUAAUAAAGUGAACUCUGUGUAGUAAAUGUAUAUGGGGUAAUCACUCUGAAGCUUUAUUGAUGCUCACGUACUCCUUAUUACAUGGUUAUUUCAUUUACAGUGUAUUAGGAACUAUGCUAACAUGUUCUCCUAAUGGACUGUGACUGCACAUCACAGAUAUUUGAGAAAGAAUGAUGGCUACUUUAAUUAUAUCCACAGCAAAGCUGGAAAAGCUGACUUAAUCGCUACAUACAGAAACUGACAAAUAUUCAUCUCUGCCAGUUUUCCUCUUAAGACUUAUCUGAAAUAGUUUACAUUUGAUGUAACUAACUCUAGAGCAAUACUUAACAAAAAAUAAUGAUUUAAUAUGAGACCAGAUCAUGUGUAUGUCUGCUUACACAAGUAUCAGCUUCUCUGAUGAAUUAGUGUGACAGGUGCCCUUUAGAUAUUCUCACAGAUGUGUCGGAACCAUUUUUCCACAUGGAUGGGAGUACGAAUGGAUGGAUCAGCCAUUGCUGGUCCACAUAGUUUGUAUAUGUUUAUUUAUAUUAAUCUGGGGCGGGGGUGUUAAAAAAAGAAACAGUGCAAGAAAAGUAAUUAAAUGUGUGUUUUAUCUCAAAAUAUGUAUUUAGAUAUGCAGUUUAUCUCAGUGUAUGCAUUUCCAAACACAUCUUUUCAUACAUAUUGAUACAAUUUUAAAAGUCAAGAACUGUGGCAGAAAAUUCUGAGAAGCGUGAAAUCUAAGGGAUAAUUAAGUUCCAAUCCAUGUAUUCACCCUGAAAUUGCAAACUAGGUCAGUUCGCUGGAAAAUGUGGACCAAAUGAAACAAUUUUCCACCCCUAACUGGGAGAUUAUUUAAAUUACUCAACUAGGUGAUCUGUGGUAACAGUCACAUGGGUUCCCCAAUGCCAGUUCUGUGGCACAUGGGCUGGAGUGAUUAUUCUUCGUCUUUCCUACAAAAUUGGCAUUGAGGAAACCAUGUGAUCCCAACACCUCAGCCCACAUAGUUGCAUAAUUUAAAUUGUCUUUGAAUCACAUGGGUAUUGCUCAAGGGGAUCCCACAUGGCUGGAAAAAUAUCUGAACAUUGCAAAUUAUUCUUUAGCUAGUCAACAGUCUUGGAGCCAAGCUAAGAUCACCCACAUGCUGUAUCUGUUGUUAGAUUGUACCACUUCCAACUGCAGUUUAAAUCCUUUCUCCUUCUGUAGGGAGGCAUGGCUAAAACGUUAGUUUUUAGUUUAGAAUUUGCAAGACACUGCAGGUUUUCUUGAGGGAACCUGAAGUAUUCAGUCCCUCACCUGGAGUCUCAGCUGGCACAGACCAGCUAUGGAUGACAUCAUAUGAGACUUCUUUUUGUGGAAGAAGCUGCUAGGGACUUGGAGGACAGAAUAACUGAGUGAAUGGGGAUCUGAGUGCUGAAUGUUGUAAUCCUUUGUCCUCACUGGUUUAAGUGAUCAUGUAUUACCUGAUUUUCAAAAAUAUUUUCAGAUUGCUGAUUUUCCUGCUGGUCCCUGUUUGGGCUAAAUAUAAAAAGAUAUUGCACAAAUAUAAAAGAUACAAAAAUAUAAAAGGUGACAUCUUGGACUUAAUUUGACCUCUGUUCUUGCUGACUUUUGGCAAAAUUAAACAGAAGAUGGCUCACUGGCCAUUCUUAUUUCCUGCACCAAACCAUCAUGUGGUUAAGGGCCUGUCUGCAAAGGGGCCUAAGCAUGUACACAGUACAUACAUGAGCUCCAAGUGCAGGAUCUACACCCUGGGCAUGGACCACAUGUUUGAGUGUGCACACAUAUGUCAGGCAGGGAAUCAACAUGGAUGUAGGGCAUGUAUCUCCUGCUGGCUGUGCCAAUGGGCACAAUCCUGACCUACCUACACACCUAGAAUGUCUGCACAGGGCUCUGUUGUCUUCUAAACAAAAGUUCCCUUGUCGAUUACUUGGCUGUCAUUUAAAAGGUAGGGGAAGCUCCUCUUUCUCAGACACUUUGCUAAUCGUUUCCCUGCUCAGUUUUUCACUACUUUUUACAACAUUGCCUGGCAUACAGCUGAGAGGAUGCAGAGUCUGUGUUCAAUUUAACCACCAACCCAAUACGUUCUCAUCCUCUUCUCAUUUUUCCUCACACUCUUCCUAAGAUCCAUUUCAAAUAUAUAGAGAAUUAUAUGGUGAGAGUUUCCCCAUGAAUGUGUGUGGGGGGGGGGCGGCGUUGAUACUUGAAUGUUUCUGUUCCUCGAAACUUCCCUGCAUAUGGAAAACUAGCACAUGAGGGAGAAAAGUGGUCAACAAUUUUUGUUCCUGACAUGCCUGCUUUUCACAUGCAUGGGUUUUGAGUUGUUUUCACAACUGAGGAGUGUGCUUCCACAGUGGCAUUUCUUGUGAAACUGCCACUUUUCAUUUGCUCGCAUCUACAUGACAACAUGAGCAAAAGGUCUUUCUCCCAUAUUUUCCCCCUUUCCUUUCCUUUCUUUUUUAGAGUUUAAAGAGCCACCUUAAAACAAAAACAAACCAUGGAACAACUACACAGAUGAAGAUACUACUUACAGUAUGCUACAGCUUAGCUGCCCCAUAGCUUUUUGUGCGGAGGAUGUGCUGAAUAGCAUUAGCUGUAUGGCUUAUGUAUGAUAUUCUAGCCAUUUUCAGACACUAUUGUACUCUUUCUCUUUUCUAGGAAUUGAUUCCAUUUCUUAAACUGUUCCCAUUUGAGUAUGAUUGUCUUUCUUUACAUCUUUUUAAGACGGUCAUGGGGGAGGGGUGGUCAGGAUUUGAUCUACCAGAUUGUCCUGAUUAAAAAUCACCCCACUUUCAUGGCUGGGAAAACAGGUCUGACAAUUCAGCUAUAGGUGUGGAAGCAGCUUGAAGCAGAAAAGCAAUGAUUAAAUGGCACUGAACCACUCAAGUCUGGAAGCACCUAACUGUGGCUUCUUCUAAAUUGCCCUAUAAUAUGUAUGAGUGCCUAGAGUGUGCAUUCUCUUCCACAUUAGCAACAAUCACACAUGCCACAAAAGUCUAUAAGCAGGUCAGAGAUUAUUUUUUAAUAUACAUAUUGUGUGCCCAAGCUCCAUGAGCCUGCCAUGUGAAUCAACAACCACUCAUGACCAAAAAAAAUCUUAUUUAAAUUCAAAAGUUUCCAGCCACCAGGAAAGGCUGCUGUAUCUCCCGCUGGCUGGCAAACCCAGCUGUAGCAACAGCUGGGAAAGCAGGGGGCCACCAUGCCUUGCUACCAUGGAAGGUAAGUGGAAUGGUCAGAAAAUUUUAUUAGACAUGAGAUCCCCUGCCUACAUCCCUUAAUCAUACGUUCCUAGGAAGACUCUAUUGCAGGCUUCCUCAACCUUGACCUUCCAGAUGUUUUUGGCCUACAACUCCAAUGAUCCCUAGCUAGCAGGUCAGGGGUGAUGGGAACUGUAGUCUCAAAAUGUCUGGAAUGGUCGAGGUUGAGGAAGCCUGCUCUAUUGUGUUUUCUUGAAAGUUUGAAGUUGUUCUUUGUGUUGUCUGGAUUGCUGUAAACUUGAUACUCUCAAUAUUGUCUGUAUUGUGCAUGCUCAAACAUGUUUGCUAGUGAACAGUGAUAGCACUAAGCAAUGUGAAUUUAUACACAUCAGCAUUCACUUAUCCAUAGGCUAAUCUAGAAUCCAAUGUUCUCAUUUGAAACAGGCUUCAGCCAAGCUGUUUACAAGCCCCCAUGAUAUUCUUCUUGCCAAGCUGCAAAAUGUAGGCUAGGCAAUGCUACUGUUAGGUGGGUUAUAGCUACCUGAUAGACGGUACACAAAAUGCUCAUCGAUAGCCUGGUGAAAAGUGACAAGUAGAGUGCUGCAGGGUUCUGCCCUUGGCUUGGGAUUGUUCAACAUCUGUACAAAGGAGUUAGAUGAAAGGGUAGAGUGGGUGUUCCUAAAAUUUGAAGAUGACAGCAAAUAACGUGGGCUAGCUAAUACCUUAGAAGACAGAAACAGGAUUCAGCAUGAACUUGAUAGGAUGGGGAAUUGGACCAAAACUAACAAAAUGAAUUUCAACAGAGAUAAAAGUGAGGUUCUGCAUUUAGGUAGGAAGAAUCAGUUGCACAAAUACAAGGCAGGUGACGCCUGUGCAUACGAAAAGGAUUCAGGGGUUUUAGUACAGCAGAAGCUAAACAAGAGUCAAGAAUGUGAUGCAACAGUUAAUAAGACUUGCAAUUGUAGAUUGCAUACUGCAUCAACAUGCUACACUUUUCUGCUUUAGUCAUUUAAGUACCAUGUUCUGGCCAAUGCAGUUUAAGAAGGAUACUGAUAAAUUGAAAUGUCUCCAGAAGAGGGCAACAAAUAUCAUGAACAGCUGGGAAACAAAGGCCACUGAGGAAAAACUGAAGACGUUGGCACAUGUUUAGCCUGGAGAAAUGUUGGUUAAGCGGCAAUAUGGUAUUUCUCUUUAGAUAUUUUAGAAGUUUGAAGAAAUCUGUUUUCUGUUGUUCUAACAUUAGAAAGAAUUUCCUGGUGGCAUAAGCUGCUUAACUGUGGAACAGACUACUCAGAAUGUGUGGGGUUCCCAUUCAUUAGAUAGGUCCUUGGAUGGUCGCAUAUCAGGGUUGCUAUAGUAGUGUGUUUUGGCAUCAGCAAGAGAUUGAAGUAGAUGACAUUUCAGGUAUCUCCCAAUUCUGAUAUUCUAAUCUUAUGUUGGAAGCUCAGUUACAAAUGCAUUUGAAUAAGAAGCCCAAAAUGCAUUUCUAAAAGUAUUCAGGAGCAUAGAAUGAAGUGAUCCAUCUACUUCACCAGUUCAAACUUCACUUCUUUCAGUAUAGCUGCAGUCCUGUGAACUGAGUUAUUUGAUCAAGAGUUAGUUCCCAUUAAAACUCAAGUCUAUGCGGGUUGCUUUGAAUUCCCCUCUCUCCUUGCAUUCAUAAAUGCUGCUAUUUGGUUAAAAAUAUUGGGUCAAUUUUGCUAGUGUGGCUUAGUAACCAUUAGUUGCUUGCUCUAGUGACACAGAUCAGUCAUAAACACUUUUAGAGUAGCUACAUAAAUAGUUUUAUAGAUAAUUUGAAUCACUGGAACAGUGCAAAGCAGCUGGGGCACACUAUUGAGCAUGGUUCUCUGUUGUUUCAGAGUGAGCCCCUUUUGUUAUAAAAAUAGAAUGAUGUAUCAUCUUUAAAGGAGUGCAGUCCAGUUUAGCACAUAUCCACAAUUUACCCUCUUUAAAAGCUAGUGGAUAUAUUGUCUGUUUCAGUUUUAUGUUUAAGGCAGGGCAGGCAUAAGGAAUCUGUGGCCCUCCAGAUGUUGUUGGACUACAACUCCCAUCAUUCAUUACUCUUAAUCAUGCAGGUUGGGGCUGAUGAGAGUUGAAAUCCAAUAACACCCAGGGGGCCAUAGAUUCCCCACCUCUGGUUUAAUGUAUUUUCAAGGGCAGGUUAUCUGAUGAUACUUUUAUCUGUGGCCAAACAAUCCCAGGAUUGCCUGAAUCUAUGGAACAGCUCUAACUGCUUCAGUAUAAGGCAAGGCAAGACUUGUUUUAUGACACCAAAGAACAUUCUGCAGAAGGAAAGGUAAGUGGAAUAGAGGUAUCAGGGGUGUCAGGAUGCUGAAACAAUAGAGUGGGCUAUACCAGUAUUAACCACCAGCGAUGGGAUGCCAUUUUUCAAUUUUCCUUUAUGUGAUAAAGUCCCUGCAGUUGAAAACAAGCAGAAUAGGCUAAGUCAGUCUUUCUCUCUAACAUACUCACAUUAUCCCCACUCUUCUGUUUUCAGGGAGUUUUGGAUGUGUGGGAAUAUUCAAAGCGGUAUCCAUAUUUUUUCACCUCAUUCUGCUUCAGAAUUGUAAUGCCAGGUGGAUGCCAAUAUUUAUUUUAUAUAGUUUGACAGGAAAUAUAUCUGAACAGUGAAUGUGUUUAAUUAUAAGCUGCUUUGGCUUUUUUUUAAGAGCACAAAACUUCAUGUAAAAAUAAAGUUCAGUCAACAGGUGUCAUGUUAUGGCUAAGUGACAACUGUAGUAAGUUCCACAUAGUUCACUGUAUUUUAAAGAAAUGCAUAUUUUAUCACAGUAUACAUACCUUAAUGGCAUGUUAUUUCUAAACGUAAUUGAUCCUAAAAUAUGAAUUCUUAAAUGUUGACCUGAAAACUGCAUUGUAAAAUAGUGUCAAAUCUGACAAAUAAUUAUGUUUGGAUCCAAGCAUUAGUCCAGAAGAUGCAGUUCAAGUCAGCAUCCCCACUCAACAGAGCACAGUAUCCCCUUCCUUACCCAGCGCUAGGAAUGGGCAAUGAUGGGAGCGGGAGGUUUGUGUAUGCUUCCCAUAUGUCUGCCCAGCCCACCCUCCCUCUCUGUGCAAUGGAAGCUACUCAUGCUUGCACCAAACAGAAGAUCUGGGUUGGGAUUUGGGAGGGCCACACAAACCUCCCAUUAUCCAUCAUGGCCUGUUAUAUUGCCUGCAUGUGCACCUGGGGGCAGAGGCACAGGCACUAACCCCACACCUUUAUACCUUAUUGGGACUUGGACCAAAGCAUUGAUGAAACAGGCCAUCAAUGUAACAUAGUGGUCAUUUUAUUGUCAAAUUUGAGCCAUUCAUCGUGGCAGAGAAAAAUCUGAGAGGGGUAUUCCCCCACCCACCCUCUAUUGCAUGGGGUGCCUUUGCUUAGAGAGUAUGAUUUAUAAAUCUGUGGGUUUUGGGGGAUGAUGAUGAAUAAGUUGCACUUUCUAAAAAUAUAAUGGUUAUGUACUACUGUAUAUUUUUCCAUACAAUUGGACUUCCGGUGAGGCGCCCUGAGAGUGAGUCACGAAAACUUGGAGCUCCGCGUUCACGGAGCUCAAUUUAAAGGAUAGUGGCGUUUAAAGAGGGGCGGCUUAGCGUCAAAGCCACCCCUGGAACGGCGAAAAUACGGGGUUUUCGUUGGGAAUAUUCGAAAAGCGGCAAGAGGGACGGAACUCCGCGGCCAGCACUUUUUGUGGAGGCGGCGGAGAGGAGUCCAGCUUCUAACCACGGACGCCAUUAUCGAGACGCAACACGACAGACUUGCCCGGUAAGCGCCGGUAGCUCACCGACGUGGAGAAUUUUGAAAGGGACUCCCCCCCUCCCUUGUGAGGAACAGAGAUUUGGGAUUUAGUGGCUUUGAAAGCGCUGUUUAUAAGAUCGUUGUUUAUAAGAUCGGCUGGAGAAAGCGCCGGGAGGGGGCGAAGAGAAAGGAAAGUCGGAGAAACACUGUAUCGUCGGCGGGGAGAGUGGCGGAAACAAUUGCUUGUGAACUAAGAGGGGCUGGAAAGAAAGUAUCACAUCUUGAGCUUGCAUCAAAUGGUGCCUUUUUUAAAAAAAAGAAAACGAAGUGUGUGAGACUGUAAGACGGGACGAGAGGAAUAAGUUUAGACCGUGAUUUGUGGUUGGAACCGAAACCCCAGAAACCCUAGAAAGGGGGGAAGAAAACGGAGGAAAAAGAUAGAUAACAUCCUUGUGGAGAGGGGGAGUGAGAGGCGGUAAAGAGGAAGGAGAAGGAGAGGAAAAAGAGAAGGGGCGUUUUGAAGGAAUUUAAAGAAAAUGGCGAUCGUCUGCCUCCGCUAAACUGCCUGGACAAGCUUCCGUCUUCUUUAAGGAAACGAAAGAAUUUAGCGGCCUUGGUAGGAGCGACACCUGGUGGACGGAUAUUGUAAUGACGCCCCUGUUCUCCACUUUUUUCACUCUUUUUACGUUUACCUUCUCCAAUCUUCUCAUCCCCCUGUAAGACUUUGACUCUGUCACCUUCCCUGGGGAAGAAAUUGAGUCCCGGACCUCCCAGCGUGAGGUAGUAAUCUGAAAUUGGGAAAUUCUAUGCUUAAUUCCUAAUUUGGAAAUAAUGAUAUAUUAGAGCCCGUUUUGGGGAGAUUCCCACUAAGGAAGAAGUGGGGCUUUAUUAGAAGAGAAAAAAGAAGAACUGGAGGACCUAGAGGUUACCUGUUUUGGAAAAAUAAAGAGAGAAAAAAGACGUAAGAACAUGGGAUCUAAAACCAGAGCAGCAACGGCGACGGGGAAACGCCAAUCUCUCACAGGUGAUAAUGACCCAUUAGGGGAUGUCAAGGAGUUGAUUACUGAAAUGAAUAAGACUUUAAUUGUUGAAAUGAAUAAGACCCUAAGCGAUAAAUUAGAUUCUGUGGAGAGUAAAUUAGAAAAUAAUUCCAAAGUAAUUUCAGAAUUGACUGGACAAAUUAAGGAACUUUUCGGUAAAAAUAAGGAAAUGGAAAAAGCGGUGAAAGAACUGAAUAUCAAAGUCAACAACCAGGAAGAUAACAUCAGCAAACUGACAUCAGAGAGCAGAGAUUUGAAAAGGAUACAAGAACGAAAUGAUAAGGAAAGAAGAGAAUUGUUAAAGACGCAGGAAGAUUUGGCGGACCAGCUGGCCCUAAUAGAGAUGAGACAGAAGGAACUAAUUCUCAGAUUAAGGGGCGUACCAGAGAGGCAGGGUGAAAGGAUUGAGGAGAAACUGUUUAAGGAACUUGCGAACUGGCUCGGUGUCAAAGAAGAAGAUCUGAUGAUGGACGUCGAUAAAAUAUAUCGUAUAAGGGGCGACCGAUCCAAGAAGUUUAAGGGACCUGGAGAUUGUUUGAUUUUCCUAAAUUCCGGACUGCUAAAGGACAAAAUUUUACAAAGGAAGAAGCAGGAACCCUUGGUGAUAGAGGGCAAAUCAAUUGCCAUCUUUAAAGAGGUUCCAAAGAGGUUCAGAGUAAAAAGACUGAAAUAUAAAAGACUGACGGAUGCCCUAUCAGCGAAGGGGAUUUGGUAUGUGUGGGAAUUUCCCGAGGGCCUCACUUUUACUUUUAAGGAAAGAAGAAAGACAAUAAAGAGUAUAGAAGACGCAGAAAAUUUCCUAGAAAGAUCAGGAAAGGAAUUGCUGGGAGGAGGGGAAGAAGCAGAAGAAAACGAAACAGAAAUAGGCCACUAAGAACGGACGUUAUUUGAAAGCACUGUGUGCUUAAGGGGGCAGUAAAGAGGGGAAUAUAGGUAUUGAGGGGUUUUAAGUCCUCACAGAUAUUUUCCUUAAUUUCGUUAUUGAGAUAAUAAAAUCUGAUU